Messenger RNA from Apodemus sylvaticus (European woodmouse), 1857 nucleotides. It is a transcript of the gene Ndor1, whose product is annotated as NADPH dependent diflavin oxidoreductase 1. The coding region runs from base 47 to 1843 and encodes 598 amino acids. Gene Ontology annotation, molecular function: NADPH-hemoprotein reductase activity; FMN binding; flavin adenine dinucleotide binding. The record is from RefSeq and is a predicted model, not a curated record. NCBI's taxonomy places the organism in Eukaryota, Metazoa, Chordata, Mammalia, Rodentia, Muridae. Gene Ontology annotation, cellular component: cytosol. The transcript has 14 exons.
AGGGGGAAGUUAGUGCGGUGUGCAGUUCUGGCCGGCGUGUGCGAUAAUGCCGGUUCCACAGCUCCUGGUGCUUUUCGGCAGCCAGACUGGCACUGCCCAGGACGAGGCGGAGAGGCUGGGCCGCGAGGCCCGGCGCCGGCGGCUAGGUUGCCGCGUGCAGUCUUUGGACUCUUACUCCGUGGCGGAUCUCAUUAGGGAGCCCCUGGUGAUAUUUGUUUGUGCGACCACAGGCCAAGGAGACCCUCCUGACAACAUGAAGAACUUCUGGAGGUUUAUAUUCCGGAAGAGCCUGCCCUCCACCUCUCUCUGUCAAAUGGAUUUUGCUGUCCUAGGCCUCGGGGAUUCCUCAUAUGCCAAGUUCAACUUUGUGGCCAAGAAGCUACAUCGCAGACUGCUGCAGCUAGGAGGCAGUGCCCUCCUGCCCCCAUGUCUAGGUGAUGACCAGCAUGAGCUGGGGCCUGAUGCUGCCAUUGACCCCUGGGUAGGAGACCUUUGGGAGAAGAUAAUGGUUAUGUACCCAGUACCCCUCGACAUUCCUGAGAUUCCUCAUGGAGUCCCCUUGCCCUCCAAGUUCAUCUUCCAGUUUCUUCAGGAGGUCCCCAGCAUAGGGGCUGAGGAGCUGAACAUAGCCAGCUCAGCCCCUCAGACACCCCCAUCGGAAUUACAGCCCUUCCUGGCACCUGUGAUCACCAACCAGAGGGUCACUGGCCCCCAACACUUUCAGGAUGUUCGGUUGAUUGAGUUUGACAUUACAGACUCAAAUAUCAGUUUUGCUGCUGGUGAUGUUGUAUUAAUUCUGCCCUCUAACUCGGAGGCCCACGCCCAGCAGUUCUGCCAAGUGCUGCACCUGGACCCCAGUCAGUUUUUCACACUUAAGCCACGGGAACCAGGUGUCCCUUACCCACCAGGGCUGCCUCAGCCCUGCACUGUGUGGCACCUUGUGUCACAGUACUUGGACAUUGCCAGCGUGCCCCGCCGCUCCUUCUUUGAGCUCCUGGCUUGUCUCUCCCCACACGCACUGGAACGGGAGAAGCUGCUGGAAUUCAGCUCUGCCAGAGGUCAGGAAGAGCUCUGGGAGUACUGUAAUCGGCCCCGCAGAACCAUCUUGGAGGUGCUGUGUGACUUCCCACACACGGCGGGUGCCAUUCCUGCAGACUACCUUUUAGACCUCAUCCCUCGGAUCCGCCCUCGGGCCUUCUCCAUUGCUUCCUCCCUGCUGGCUCAUCCCAGGAGGCUACAGAUCCUUGUGGCUGUGGUAAAGUACCAGACUCGACUGAAGGAGCCCCGCCGUGGCCUAUGCUCCUCCUGGCUAGCAUCCCUGAACCCUGGGCAAGCAGAACCCGUCCGGGUACCUCUGUGGGUACGGCCUGGGAGCCUCGUGUUCCCAGAAACACCAGACACACCCGUUAUCAUGGUGGGACCUGGAACUGGUGUGGCCCCAUUCCGAGCAGCCAUUCAAGAACGAGUGGCCCAUGGCCAAACUGGAAACUUCUUGUUCUUUGGCUGCCGCCAGCGGGAUCAAGACUUCUACUGGCAGACUGAAUGGCAGAAGCUAGAGCAGAAGGGCUGCCUGACCCUGGUUACAGCCUUCUCCCGGGAGCAGGAACAGAAGGUGUAUGUGCAGCACCGGCUCCGGGAACUGGGCGCACUUGUCUGGGAGCUGCUGGAUGGCCGAGGUGCCUACUUCUACCUAGCAGGCAAUGCGAAAUAUAUGCCUACGGAUGUUUCGGAAGCUCUGCUGUCCAUUUUUCAAGAAGAAGGACAACUCUCCACUGCAGAUGCGUCUGCCUACCUUGCCAGGCUCCAGCAGACACUGCGCUUCCAGACUGAGACCUGGGCCUGAGGAGCCACUUGCCA